This is a messenger RNA of Impatiens glandulifera, 1661 nucleotides long. Its product is annotated as probable protein phosphatase 2C 80. Lineage: Eukaryota; Viridiplantae; Streptophyta; Magnoliopsida; Ericales; Balsaminaceae. The transcript is spliced from 5 exons. Bases 349 to 1521 code for a protein of 390 amino acids. The record is from RefSeq and is a predicted model, not a curated record.
GCAGAAGAACAAGGAAGACGGCGAUUUCUCCGAGGCGAUCUGCUGAAGACGAAGAAGAAAGGGAUCCCAAUCGGGGAAGAUGACCUCUGUUGUCCGAUGAUUUGCGCGACGACUGGCUUCGAUUGAUUGCAAAGAGGACGACGCAAAUCGUUGAGGGUUUUGCUGCCGUUUAGAGAAGAAAUGGGGAGGCAAAAUGGGAUUUUUGUCAUGACCUAAUAGAUUAUUAUAAUCCCAAUCCGAACAAGACCCAAUCCAGCGGCGAAGUUUUGAGUUCAUGAGAAGAAAUAGAGAACUGCAAAGACCAAAAGUGAAGUCUUCAAGUUACUCGAUUUAUCAUUCCUGAGACAGAUGCGUUCCGUUCUUACAAGGGUAAUGGCUUCCACCGGUUCAAUUGCAUCUGCAGGAGACAUUGUGGUGGAUAGCUUAAUCUCAACUUGUGGGAAUCUUUCUAACUUUGCAAAACCGGCUGGGGUUUACUUUACCGAUGGAGGUGCUCAUCAUUGUCAAAAAGCUGGUAUUAGUUUGAGACUCAAAGAAGGGAUAAAAGGGCAUGGCGUUUAUAGGCAAUACAGUUUUGCAGCUGCCCAGAAACCUUGCAAUUCCAGUUCAUUUGUUGGUCGCCGGAGUAAUUGGUUUCGUACCUCAUCCACCGCCUCGUAUGCUGAUGGUGCUGAGGCUGAUGUGACCUUUGAUGAGUUGAAAAUUGGUAAACAGCUUGUUAACUCAGCCAUGUCCUCAGACCUGAAUGUUGUCGUUGAGAAAAGACUAAGAUUAGUUUCUGGAUCUUGCUAUCUACCACAUCCUGAAAAGGUAAAAACGGGUGGAGAAGAUGCUCAUUUUAUCUGUGAAGAAGAACAGACAAUUGGAGUAGCUGAUGGUGUUGGUGGAUGGGCAGAUGUUGGCGUUAAUGCAGGAUACUAUGCACGCGAGCUUAUGUCUAACUCGAUUGCUGCAAUUAGGGAUGAGCCGAAGGGUUCUGUAGAUCCAGCUAGAGUACUGGAGAAAGCUCAUUCACUCACAAAAGCAAAAGGUUCUUCAACAGCUUGUAUCAUAACCCUUACAACUGAGGGACUGCUUGCAAUAAAUCUAGGGGAUAGUGGAUUUAUAGUAGUUAGAGAUGGAAUUUCAAUUUUCCGAUCACCUGUGCAACAACAUGGCUUCAAUUUCACCUAUCAACUUGAGAGUGGAACUGGAUCUGAUCUACCAAGUUCUGGACAGGUUUUCACAGUGCCAGUGUCAGUGGGAGACAUAAUUGUAGCCGGGUCGGAUGGACUGUUUGAUAACUUGUAUAACGAGGAGAUAACGGAGGUUAUAGUUGAUGCAGUUAAGGCAGGAUUGGACCCGCAAGGUAUGGCCCAGAAGAUUGCAGCCCUUGCUAGGAAACGAGCUCUGGACAGGAACAGACAGUCCCCUUUCUCUGUUGCGGCACAAGAAGCUGGAUUUCGUUAUUAUGGAGGGAAACUCGAUGACACUACAGUCCUCGUUUCCUAUGUAACAAGUGGCUGUAGUAGUAAACUCUGAUGGAGUUUUUAUUUAUUUAUUUAUUAUUAAUAAAACAUGUAUUCAAGCUCCAUCUGCUUCUACUUGAGAAGGGUUGGUGUUGAUUUUGGUAAAUCUGGAACUUGAAACACCCAACUGAAAAAGGCUUAGAGGUUUUUGUU